Messenger RNA from Strigops habroptila (Kakapo), 1824 nucleotides. RefSeq names its product dihydroorotate dehydrogenase (quinone) (gene DHODH). Bases 119 to 1291 code for a protein of 390 amino acids. NCBI's taxonomy places the organism in Eukaryota, Metazoa, Chordata, Aves, Psittaciformes, Psittacidae. Gene Ontology annotation, molecular function: dihydroorotate dehydrogenase activity. The record is from RefSeq and is a predicted model, not a curated record. Gene Ontology annotation, cellular component: mitochondrial inner membrane; cytoplasm. Gene Ontology annotation, biological process: pyrimidine ribonucleotide biosynthetic process; 'de novo' pyrimidine nucleobase biosynthetic process. The transcript has 9 exons.
UCCCGCGCCGCGUGCUGCCGCGCCGCCGGUGGCUGGGACGGUCCGGCCUCGGCCAAUCACCGGGGCAGGGUCGCGGAAGUGGCCUCCUACCCGCCCCCCCACGUGUCGGGCUGAGCAGAUGGCGGCACCGCUGCGCGGGCGGCUGCGGGCGCUGGCGGCGGCGCUGGGCGGCUGCGGGCUGCUGCUGGGCUCGGCGCUGGCGGCGGGCGACGAGCGGCUCUACGCGGCGGCGAUGCCCGCGCUCCGCGCCCUCCCCCCCGAGGCCGCGCACGGGGUGGCUCUGCGCGCCGCCGCUCUGGGGCUGCUGCCUCCCGGCCGUCCCGACGGACCCGCGCUGGAGGUGCGGGUGCUCGGGCAGAGGUUCUGCAACCCGGUGGGCCUGGCGGCUGGCUUCGACAAGCACGGCGAGGCCGUGGAUGGGCUGUACAAGAUGGGCUUCGGCUUUGUGGAAGUCGGGACUGUAACGCCCCAGCCCCAGGAGGGAAACCCCAGGCCCAGGGUGUUCCGGCUGGUGGAGGACGAGGCGGUCAUUAACAGGUAUGGCUUCAACAGCCACGGCCACGCCGCAGUGGAGCGCAGGCUGCGGGCCCGCCAGGACACACAGCUCCGGCUCACUGGUGUGGGGAUGCCCCUUGGAAUCAACCUGGGCAAGAACAAGAGCUCCACUGAUGCUGCAGCUGACUACGUGGCUGGGGUCCAGACACUAGGUCCUUUGGCUGACUAUCUGGUUGUGAAUGUGUCCAGCCCAAACACACCAGGGCUGCGGGACCUGCAGGGCAAGGCUGAGCUGCAGGACCUGCUGACCAAGGUGCUGGCGGCGCGGGAUGCGCUGCCCUGUGCGCACAAGCCAGCCGUGCUGGUGAAGAUCGCUCCUGACCUCAGCACACAGGACAAGCAGGACAUCGCCAGUGUUGUCUGCGAGCUCAGUGUGGAUGGGCUGAUUGUCAGCAACACCACGGUGAGCCGCCCCAGCAGCCUCCGGAGCAGGCAGCGCUCGGAGCCUGGUGGCCUCAGCGGGAAGCCCCUGCGGGAGCUCUCCACACAGACCAUCAGGGACAUGUACUCCCUCACCCGAGGCCGGGUGCCCAUCAUCGGGGUGGGUGGUGUGAGCAGCGGGCAUGAUGCCCUGGAGAAGAUCCGUGCUGGAGCCUCGCUUGUGCAGAUGUACACAGCGCUCGUGUACCACGGGCCACCAGUGGUGCGGGCAGUGAAGCAGGAGCUGGAGGAGCUGCUGAGGGAGCAGGGCUUCAGGAACGUCAUGGAGGCGGUUGGAGCUGAUCACCGGUCCUGACAUGCUGCAGAACCAGGGUCAUGCUGGAGGAGCUCUGGACAAGCAGAGAUACCUCUGACAUUUCCGGUGCUGGGCAGGCUGGGAGUGAGCUGAGGCCCUGGUCCCAGCCUUUGGAAAGGGUCAGUGCCGAUGCGGAGCAGGGGAGGGGGGCUUCCUGCUGGUGCUGCUGUCCAGGGCUGUAUUUUGGCUCUCCUGUGGUUGGGCUUCCCAGCAGAAACCAGCACUGGGUAAGGCUUUGCUGGGCGGCAAGGAAGGCCCCUGAGGGUCAGCCCUGCUGGCUGCAAGCUGUCCUCUGCCCUGGCUCCUGCUGCAGCGCUUCCCAUGGAGGCUUGCCUUCCCCUGUGUUACUGCCAGAGCUGUGGGCCAGGCAAUGUAUGGGGUGACCCUCCUGCCUGGGACUCGCAGACCCUGCCGUUGCUGGUGCCUGGUCCUGUGCCGCAGCCCCACAGCAGGACCUGCCUUCCUCCCUUCACAUGCAGUACUGAUGAAGGCAUUGGUCCUGCCCCAGCAUGAAUAAAUGUUUGUCUACCUUG